AUGGCACAACAAGACAUCAAAAUCGAGAGGCCCCGGACCGACCCUGGGCUGCCUGAGGCCCCGUGGGUCCUGGCACGUUCCACGCAUGUGUUGGGCUCCUGGCUCUCCGUUAGGACUAGCGAGGCUCCAUCUGGACUGGAGAGGGUGGCCAGAUUGGUUCGGGGUGCGGGCACUGCCGGAGUGGCACACCCUGAAAGCCGGUCCCUGGCCGUGCUGGCCCCCCUGCAGGACGUGGACGUGGGGGCUGGGGAGAUGGUGCUGUUUGAGUGCCUGGUGGCAGGCCCCGCCGACGUGGAGGUGGACUGGCUGUGCCGUGGUCGCCUGCUGCAGCCCGCGCUGCUCAAAUGCAAGAUGCAUUUUGACGGCCGGAAGUGCAAGCUGCUACUCACCUCGGUGCAUGAGGACGACAGUGGCGUCUACACCUGCAAGCUGAGCACGGCCAAAGAUGAGCUGACGUGCAGUGCCCGGCUGACGGUGCGGCCCUCGCUGGCACCCCUGUUCACAAGGCUGCUGGAGGACAUGGAGGUGCUGGAGGGGCGCGCGGCCCACUUCGACUGCAAGAUCAGUGGUACCCCACCCCCCUCCGUCUCCUGGACUCACUUUGGCCGCCCUGUGGAGGAGAGUGAGAACCUGCGGCUGAAACAGGAUGGGGGUCUCCACUCACUGCACAUCACUCAUGUGGGCAGUGAGGACGAGGGGCUCUAUGUGGUCAGUGCCACCAACACCCACGGCCAGGCUCACUGCUCGGCCCAGCUCUACGUGGAGGAGCCCAGGACAGCCGCCUCCGGCCCCAGCUCAAAGCUGGAGAAGAUGCCGUCCAUCCCUGAGGAGCCGGAGCAGGGCGAGCUGGAGCGGUUGUCCAUGCCCGACUUCCUGCGGCCCUUGCAAGACCUGGAGGUGGGACUGGCCAAGGAGGCCCUGCUGGAGUGCCAGGUGACCGGGCUGCCCUACCCUACCAUCAGCUGGUUCCACAACGGCCAUCGAAUCCAGAGCAGUGAGGACCGGCGCAUGACACAGUCCAGGGAUCCCAUAGGGGCUGAGAUCACUACCUUCCUCCUCCAGCGACAUAGCUCGCAUCUGCAGAGGGAGGACCAGAGCCUUGCUGGCACCCUUGCUGGCACCAGACGGAUACAUUCAUCCACAUCUGCCCUUGACAGUGUAGAGGUGCCAUUGGCAGAGGGCUUCUAUAGGGAGCUGACUGGAGACAGGGAUGUACAUCGCUUGGUGUUCCCUGCCGUGGGACCCCAGCAUGCCGGCGUCUACAAGAGCGUCAUUGCCAACAAGCUGGGUAAAGCUGCCUGCUAUGCCCACCUCUACGUCACAGAUGUGGUUCCAGGCCCUCCUGACGGUGCCCCGCAGACGGUGGCUGUGACUGGAAGGAUGAUCACACUCACGUGGAACCCCCCGAGGAGUCUGGACAUGGCCAUCGACCCGGACUCCCUGACGUACACGGUGCAGCACCAGGUGCUGGGCUCGGACCAGUGGACAGCACUCGCCACGGGCCUGCGGGAGCCGGGAUGGGCAGCCACAGGGCUGCGUAAGGGCGUCCAGCAUGUCUUCCGGGUCCUCAGCACCAGCGGCAAGAGCAGCAGCAAGCCUUCGCCCCCCUCUGAGCCUGUGCAGCUGCUGGAGCGGGGCCCCCCCCUGGAGGAGGCCCCCACCGUGCUGGACAAGCCGGACGUUGUGUAUGUGGUGGAGGGGCAGCCUGCCACCGUCACCAUCACCUUCAACCACGUGGAGGCCCAGGUCGUCUGGAGGAGCCGCCGAGGGGCCCUCCUGGAGGCACGGGCAGGUGUGUACGAGCUGAGCCAGCCCGACGAUGAUCAGUACCGUCUCCGGAUCUGCCGGGUGAGCCGCCGGGACGUGGGGCCCCUUACCUGCACAGCACGAAAUCGCCAUGGCACGCAGGCCUGUUCCGUCACCCUGGAGCUGGCAGAGGCUCCUCGGUUUGAGUCCAUCAUGGAGGAUGUGGAGGUGGGGGCUGGGGAGACGGCUCGCUUUGCUGUGGUGGUUGAAGGGAAACCCCUGCCAGACGUCAUGUGGUACAAGGACGAGGCCCUGCUGGCGGAGAGCAGCCACGUGAGCUUCGUGUAUGAGGAGAAUGAGUGCUCCCUGGUGGUGCUCAGCGCCGGGGCCCAGGACGGCGGCGUCUACACCUGCACUGCCCGCAACCUGGCGGGUGAGGUCUCCUGCAAGGCGGAGUUGGCCGUGUGCCCAGUUCCGACAGCUAUGGAGGUUGAAGGGGCCGGGGAAGAUGAGGAGCAGCGGGGUAGGAGACUCAGUGACUUCUAUGACAUCCACCAGGAGAUUGGCAGGGGUGCCUUCUCCUACCUACGCCGGGUGGUCGAGCGCAGCUCUGGCCUGGAGUUUGCGGCCAAGUUCAUCCCCAGCCAGGCCAAGCCGAAGGCGUCGUCGCGGCGGGAGGCCCGGCUGCUGGCCCAGUUGCAGCAUGACUGUGUCAUCUACUUCCACGAGGCCUUUGAGAGGCGCCGAGGACUGGUCAUCGUCACCGAGCUCUGCACAGAGGAGCUGCUGGAGCGAAUGGCCCGGAAAUCCACCGUGUGUGAGUCUGAGAUCCGGACCUACAUGCGGCAGGUGCUGGAGGGCAUAUGUUACCUGCACCAAAGCCAUGUGCUGCACCUGGAUGUCAAGCCCGAGAACCUGCUGAUCUGGGACGGUGCUGAGGGUGAGGAGCAGGUGCGCAUCUGUGACUUUGGGAACGCCCAGGAGCUGACUCCGGGAGAGCCCCAGUAUUGCCAGUAUGGCACACCUGAGUUUGUGGCACCCGAGAUUGUCAACCAGACCCCCGUGUCCGGAGUCACUGACAUCUGGCCUGUGGGCGUCGUGGCCUUCCUCUGCCUGACCGGCAUCUCCCCAUUUGUUGGGGAGAACGAUCGGACCACGUUGAUGAACAUCCGGAACUACAACGUGGCCUUUGAGGAGACAACAUUCCUGAGCCUGAGCAGGGAGGCCCGGGGCUUCCUCAUCAAAGUGCUGGUGCAGGAUCGGCUGAGGCCUACUGCAGAAGAGACCCUAGAACACCCUUGGUUCAAAACACAGGCAAAGGGCGCAGAAGUGAGCACGGAUCACCUGAAGCUGUUCCUCUCCCGGCGCAGGUGGCAGGCCUUCUCCUACGGGGCUAGGUCGUCUGGGGUGGGCCUGGAUGGAUCAGUCCUGCCCCGGGGGCCCUUGGGCCUGACUCUAGUAUCCUUCCUCCAGCGCUCCCAGAUCAGCUACAAGUGCCAUCUGGUCCUGCGCCCCAUCCCUGAGCUGCUGCGGGCCCCACCAGAGAGGGUCUGGGUGGCCGUGCCCAGACGCCCACCCCCCAGUGGUGGGCUCUCGUCCUCCUCAGACUCGGAAGAGGAAGAACUGGAGGAGCUGCCCUCGGUGCCCCGUCCCCUACAACCCGAAUUCUCUGGCUCGAGGGUGUCCCUCACUGACAUUCCCACUGAGGAUGAGGCGCUAGGGACCCCAGAGGCAGGGACUGCCACCCCCAUGGACUGGCAGGAGCAGGGGAAGGCCCCCUCUGAGGACCAGGAGACCUCCAGCCCCCAGGUGCUCCCCUCCCCAGGCCAGGAGGCCCCCGCUGGGCCCAGCCUUCGGCGUGGUGAGCUCCGGAGGGGCAGCUCCGCAGAGAGCGCCCUGCCCCGGGCCGCGUCGCGGGAACCGGGCCGGGGCCUGCACAAGGCAGCGUCCGUGGAGCUGCCGCAGCGCCGAAGCCCCAGCCCGGGGGCCGCGCGCCUGGCCCGGGGUGGCCUCGGGGAGGGCGAGUAUGCCCAGAGGCUGCAGGCCCUGCGUCAGAGGCUGCUGCGGGGAGCCCCUGAGGACGGCAAGGUCAGCGGCCUCAGGGGCCCCCUGCUAGAGAGCCUGGGGGGCCGCGCCCGGGACCCCCGCCUGGCACGCGCAGCCUCCAGCGAGGCAGCGCCGCACCACCAGCCCCCACCCGAGGCACGAGGCUUGCAGAAGAGCAGCAGCUUCUCCCAGGGCGAGGCGGAGCCCCGGGGCCGGCAUCGCCGCGCAGGGGCGCCCCUGGAGAUCCCCGUGGCCCGCCUUGGGGCCCGCAAGCUGCAGGAGUCGCCCUCCCUGUCUGCUCUCAGCGAGGCCCAGCCCCCUAGCCCCGCCAAACCCAGUGCCCCCAAGGCGGCAGAAUCCCCUGCCUCCACGCCCAGUGACGCCCCACAGCCCUUGGAACCCCAGCCGGCCCAAGAGAGAGUCCCUGAGCCCGCGCCUCAACGAGUCCCAGCGCCUAGGCCUGCACAGCCCCCCACGAUCCUGCUGAGUCCAGCGCCGCCCCUCACGCCCUACGCCCAGAUCAUGCAGACCCUUCAGGUGCCAGGCCACGCCCAGGUCCCCCCACAGGAGCCCAAACCCCACGCCGCUGUGUUUGCCAGGGUGGCCUCCCCACCCCCUGGAGCCCCCGAGAAGCGCGUACCAUCAGCCGGGGUGUCCCCAAGGGCGGCCGAGAAAGUCCGGGUGCCCACAGUGCCCCCCAGGCCAGGCAGUAGCCUCAGCAGCAGCAUCGAGAACCUGGAGUCAGAGGCUGUAUUCGAGGCCAAGUUCAAGCGCAGCCGCGAGUCUCCCCUGUCGCGGGGCCUGCGGCUGCUGAGCCGCUCGCGCUCCGAGGAGCGGGGCCCCUUCCGCGGGGCCGAGGAGGAGGACGGCAUAUACCGGCCCAGCCCCGCGGGGACCCCGCUGGAGCUCGUGCGACGCCAGGAGCGCUCACGCUCGGUGCAGGACCUCAGAGCUGCUGGCGAGCCCGGCCUCGUGCGCCGCCUGUCGCUGUCGCUGUCGCUGUCCCAGCGGCUGCGGCGGACCCCGCCCGCGCAGCGGCACCCGGCCUGGGAGAGCCGCGGAGGGGACGGCGAGAGCUCGGAGGGCGGCAGCUCGGCGCGCGGGUCCCCAGUGCUCACGGUGCGCAGGCGGCUCAGCUCCACCUUCGAGCGGCUGUCGAGCCGGUUGCAGCGCAGCGGCAGCAGCGAGGACUCAGGCGGCGGGUCGGGACGCAGCACCCCACUGUUCGGACGGUUGCGCAGGGCCACGUCGGAGGGCGAGAGUCUGCGGCGCCUGGGCCUCCCGCACAACCAGCUGGCCGCCCAGGCCGGCGCCACCACGCCAUCCGCAGAGUCCCUGGGCUCGGAGGCCAGCGCCACAUCGGGCUCUUCUGCCCCGGGGGAAGGCAAGAGCCGGCUCCGCUGGGGCCUCUCGAGGCUGCGGAAGGGUAAAGGUCAAUCCCAACCGAACCUUUCGGCCAGCGUCCAGGAGGACUUGGGUCAGCAGUAUGUGCGCAGUGAGUCAGACUUCCCCCCGGUCUUCCACAUCAAGCUCAAGGACCAGGUGCUGUUGGAAGGAGAAGCAGCCACUCUGCUCUGCCUGCCGGCGGCCUGCCCUGCACCCCACAUCUCCUGGAUGAAAGACAAGAAGUCCCUGAAGUCUGAGCCCUCGGUGGUCAUCGUGUCCUGCAAAGACGGACGACAGCUGCUGAGCAUCCCCCGGGCCGGCAAGAGGCACGCAGGGCUCUACGAGUGCUCGGCCACCAACGUGCUGGGCAGCAUCACCAGCUCCUGUACCGUGGCCGUGGCCCGUGUCCCAGGGAAGCUUGUGCCUCCCGAGGUACCCCAGACCUAUCAGGACACGGCGCUGGUCCUGUGGAAGCCGGGGGACAGCCGGGCGCCCUGCACGUACACGCUGGAGCGGCGCGUAGAAGGGGAGUCGACCUGGCACCCCGUGAGCUCGGGCAUCCCUGACUGUUACUACAACGUGACCCAGCUGCCCAUUGGCGUGCCUGUCAGGUUCCGUGUGGCCUGUGCCAACCGUGCAGGGCAGGGGCCCUUCAGCAACCCUUCUGAGAAAGUCCUUAUCAGGGUCACACAAGCACCCCCUAGCCAGGCCUUGUCCUCACUCAAGGCCGUGGGUCCACCACCCCAAACUCCACCACGAAAGCACAGGGGUCUGCUGGCUGCUCGGCCGGGAGAGCCCACGCCACCCAAUGGCCAGGUCCCGCCUGCCCCUGAGCCCCCAGCCCCCGAACCCCCUCCAGAGCCCACCAAGGUGACUGUGAGGAGCUUCAGCCCGGCCAAGGAGGUGGUCACGUCCUCUGGGCCAGAGAACACCACGCUUCGACAGGGGCCCCCUCAGAAACCCUACACCUUCCUUGAGGAGAAGGCCAGGGGCCGCUUUGGUGUAGUGCGUGCGUGCCGGGAGAACACGACGGGCCGGACGUUUGUCGCUAAGAUUGUGCCCUACGCGGCCGAGGGCAAGCAGCGGGUCCUGCAGGAGUACGAGGUGCUGCGGACCCUGCACCACGAGCGGCUCAUGGCCCUGCACGAGGCCUACAUCACCCCACGCUACCUCGUGCUCAUCACCGAGAGCUGUGGCAACCGGGAGCUGCUUUGUGGGCUCAGCGACAGGUUCCGGUACUCUGAGGAUGACGUGGCCACCUACGUGGUGCAGCUGCUUCAAGGCCUGGAGUACCUCCACGGCCACCACGUGCUGCACUUGGACAUCAAGCCGGACAACCUGCUGCUGGCCCCUGACAACGCCCUCAAGAUCGUGGACUUCGGCAGUGCGCAGCCCUACAACCCCCAGGCCCUGCGGCCCCUGGGCCACCGCACUGGCACGCUGGAGUUCAUGGAAAGCCAGGUCAGCUUGGCCUCUUGUUCCCUGUCAGCUCCUGAGAUGGUGAAAGGAGAACCCAUCGGCUCUGCCACGGACAUCUGGGGAGCAGGGGUGCUCACCUACAUCAUGCUCAGCGGACGCUCCCCGUUCUAUGAACCAGAACCCCAGGAAACAGAGGCUCGGAUUGUAGGGGGCCGUUUUGAUGCCUUCCAGCUGUACCCCAACACCUCCCAGAGCGCCACCCUCUUCCUGAGAAAGGUCCUCUCAGUGCAUCCCUGGAGCCGGCCCUCCCUACAGGACUGCCUGGCCCACCCGUGGCUGCAGGAUGCCUACCUGAUGAAGUUGCGUCGCCAGACGCUCACCUUCACCACCAACCGGCUCAAGGAGUUCCUGGGCGAGCAGCGACGCCGCAGGGCCGAGGCCGCCACCCGCCACAAGGUGCUGCUCCGCUCCUACCCUGGCAGCUCCUAG
Elephantulus edwardii (Cape elephant shrew) is the source of this 7086-nucleotide messenger RNA. RefSeq names its product SPEG complex locus (gene SPEG). The record is from RefSeq and is a predicted model, not a curated record. Gene Ontology annotation, molecular function: ATP binding; protein binding; protein kinase activity. The transcript is spliced from 36 exons. Gene Ontology annotation, biological process: muscle cell differentiation; protein phosphorylation. Bases 1 to 7086 code for a protein of 2361 amino acids. NCBI's taxonomy places the organism in Eukaryota, Metazoa, Chordata, Mammalia, Macroscelidea, Macroscelididae.